This is a messenger RNA of Athalia rosae (coleseed sawfly), 3095 nucleotides long. It is a transcript of the gene Inx3, whose product is annotated as innexin inx3. Gene Ontology annotation, cellular component: plasma membrane; gap junction. The transcript has 6 exons. Gene Ontology annotation, molecular function: gap junction channel activity. Gene Ontology annotation, biological process: phototransduction. NCBI's taxonomy places the organism in Eukaryota, Metazoa, Arthropoda, Insecta, Hymenoptera, Athaliidae. Bases 239 to 1429 code for a protein of 396 amino acids. The record is from RefSeq and is a predicted model, not a curated record.
UUCGUGGUACAAAAUGGCGCCUGACUCAGGGCCCGCGGCCCGCUCUGUGCCAGUUGAAGUUCGACGGGCCCCGUUGGUGCGACGCGCACCGUGCAUUAUAACUAUUCGCGGUGAACUAAACGAAACUAUAAAAAACAAAUAGAGAAAAAGUUCCUAGAGGGAUCGUUGAAGCCGCAGACUUGCCAGAAGAUCCGAAGACAUAGCAAUUUAGGUGGAUAGGACCUGACGAGGCUCCAAAAUGGUAGUUUUCGGGCUGGUCUCGGCUGUAGCCGGGUUUCUCAAGGUUCGAUACCUGAUAGAUAAGGCUAUAAUUGAUAAUAUGGCUUUUCGAGCUCACUACAGGAUAACAUCAGCAAUCCUUUUUGCUUCUUGCAUCAUCGUUACCGCCAAUAACUUAAUCGGUGACCCUAUAAAUUGUAUGGCUGAAAGUUCGUUACCUCAGCAUGUGAUUAAUAACUAUUGUUGGGUAACCUCCACCUUUACUCUCCCGGAGAACAAUAUGAAGUCUAUCGGGACUCACGUCGCACAUCCCGGUCUGGGACUUGACACGGGAGAGAAGAGAUACCACUCUUAUUAUCAGUGGGUACCCUUCAUGCUGUUCUUCCAAGGAAUUCUCUUUUAUAUUCCACAUUGGAUGUGGAAACAAUGGGAAGAAGGAAAAAUUAGGAUGAUCUCAGAGGGCAUGCGGGGUGGCUCGGUUGAUAAUAAAGAAGAAAGGCAAGCCCGGGCCAACAGACUCGUCCAAUACGUCUAUGAUACUUUACAUUUGCACAACAGUUACGCAGCUGGAUACUUCUUUUGCGAAGCAUUGAACUUCGUCAACGUGGUCGGCAAUAUAUUUUUUGUGGACACUUUCUUAGGUGGUGCAUUCUUGACGUAUGGCACGGAUGUAGUGAAAUUCAGCAACAUGAACCAGGAGAACCGUCGCGAUCCAAUAAUUGAGAUAUUUCCCACAGUUACGAAGUGUACUUUUCACAAGUAUGGUUCGUCUGGAACUAUUCAGAAGCUCGAUGCUCUCUGUGUGUUGGCCCUCAACAUUCUCAAUGAGAAGAUAUUCAUCUUUUUAUGGUUCUGGUUCAUCAUUCUCGCAGUUAUAUCUGGAAUCGCGCUUCUCUACAGUAUCGCUGUAGUUUUACUGCCAAGCACCCGCGAAACCAUUUUGAGGAGACGUUUCAAAUUUGGAACGGCAGCUGGAGUCAAUGCCCUCGUCAGAAAAACUCAGGUCGGAGAUUUCUUGCUGCUUCAUCUGCUUGGUCAAAAUAUGAACAUUGCAGUAUUCAACGAAGUAUUGGACGAAUUGUGCCGCCGUAUGCAUUUGGGAUCUAGCAGCGGAACGUCACCCGCAUCUGUGCCAUCAGCUCCGAGCACCAUGGAGAUGUCUCCUAUUUACCCGGAGAUCGAGAAGUUUGCGAAGGACACGGAGAUCUGAGGCAAGUGAUGAGCCAACGACUAAGUGGACAUAGGAGUGGCUGUCGCUUACGAGAAGUAAGACAAGCAUCGAAUAAGUGAUACAUUACCUUUUAACUUCGUUCGUAGCUAGAGCUUAGCCUAUCAAAAUGUACCAUUGUCAAAUACGUGCUGAUUUCUAUUUCUUUCAUUUUUAUUUUACGUCAGUCAUUGAAAUUGGAAUUAUUAUCUCUAUGCAUAUUGUUGGAAGAUUCAAUAGAUGGUUUCGAUAGGAACUAUUGUCACUCGCUUCAAUUAUCAUCACUCAAAGUGAUACGUAUUUGCUCCCCGUGGUAUUAUUUCACAAGAGAUUUUAAUGAUGCUUAGUACAGCUUUUGUGGAUCAGUGAAUCUUGUUUGUCGGUAUGUGGCAGCUGUUCUGUCCAAGUACGACAAAGAUAGUAUUUUCAAAUGUGUGAUAACAAAAGAAUGAAUGACUCAGUAGUCAAUAUUGUAUUGAAAAUCUCGCGAUUGUUUAAAAAUUUAUUAGCUCGUUUGAUAGAACGGUGCAUCAACUGUGUGAUUUAAAUGGAAUUGGGUAUAAUGCAAAAAACGCAAAAAGACAAAGACUAUGCGCGAACAUGGGUGGGACUAUCUAACGGACAUUCUGACGCGAUUCGAAAAAUCAUCUGCGAUCUCUUCACUUUCAUGCUUUCAUUUUUCAAUUAGAGGGACAUAAUCUAGCGAGUAUGAGUUUGGUAUAUAAUUUUUUUUUUAAAUCUCACCAUAGAAGUCAAAUGACAAGAAUUCAUUAGUAUUACUCAUUUAGUUAAUGUCUUAUUGGGCAUUCAUCUCACCGAGGGUUUUUCUCGAAAUUGUAGAUACAUAUUACUAUGUUAAGAAUUUGAAUUCUACGCGCAAAUAUCGGUAUCACAGGUCCGUCGCGAUUGUUUUACGCGAAUCGAGCCUUAUUUCGAUUUGCGGAAUCGAUAGAAAGGAUUAACUAAAAUUGAAUUGUUUAUUUUCUCCAUAAUAUAACGUCGAUGUGCAAUUUACUGCGGUAAUUUGGGUUCAAUGGCAUAUUUCGUUGUCAUUAUUGAUGUUGAUCUAUCUUUCUCAUUAAGUUCUGUUGCGGCACAUCAUGAGUAUGCUGCAUAAUCUAGACCUAUCUCUAGGCAUAAUAUUUGCGUAUCGUUUCUAUUCUAUCCAUAUGAGAUUUCGAUAAAUUGUUCAUAAAUGUAGACCCAUGCACAUAGCCUACGUUUCCACCGCCUAGUAUGUGCCGAUAAUAGAAUUUUAUUCUAGGUAAUUGAGUCAGCGCAGAGAGAAUAGAAUAUAAUUUUUUUAGACACUGGAUUAGAUCUCCGUUAAAAAUUAUAUGAGAUAAUUUUGCUCUGAUUGUGAGCGAUGUCUUACAGUAUAUAAGUUGGUUGGUUUCGGAGAAGAAACUGAAUAAGUAGAUGUUGCAUGGGUACCUACAUUACGCUACUUGACAGCAUAUAGCGCGAUUAGGAAAAUUAAGGUCAUACAAUCUAUGAGUAAAUGAUUAAUACAUAGGUAUCGUAAUGCUCACUUGUAAAAACUGCACAAAAAAGUGAGACUGAGACUGUUAAUUUGUGCAACACCCUACUUACAAUUAGUUUAUGUAUACAAUAUACAUACAUAAUAUAACUGAAUAAACAAAAAAGAAAAAUGCUUACGGCAUACCAA